AUGGAUCGUAUGGCAGAUGCUCUAAAUUUAGCCUCUGGAAACUUGCAUAAUUUACCCACACAAUGUGAACAAGAAGUUCGUAUUGCCGAUGGAACUACGGAAGCAGCAGUGAAUUGUUCUCAUGAUAACAAAAGCGGUGGACAUCGCUCACUUCUCGUCCCAUUACGAAGAUCCUCCACCACCUCAUUUGCUGCUUCUAUUAAUCACAAAAACAAAAACAACAACAACAACAGUAAUGGGAGAAAUAACAACCAUAAUGCCGGAAGCAGUAAUAUUGUUACUACCGCAAAUGAGAAUGCGUGUUUGGCGGCAGUGUCACUGAGUAGCACAUCGCAUGAGUGGACAUCAUCGUGCGCUACUUUGCAGAAGAAUCAGAGAUGGACGUACACGGCGGCGUGUGCCUGCAAUCACACAGACGGCAGUGAUCAUCCAUCACAUGGUGUGGAAUCCGCCACCUUAGCAGCACCCACAUGCUCUGAGUGGGAUAGUGAUAGUGCUAACCACGUGAAUAGCACUAAUGCUGUUGCUUUUGUUGGUAAUAGUGAAGAAGGAGGAAUUGGUUCAGAAAAUGUAUUGCGAAGAAAUGAUGCACACUGUACAACGCACCUUCAUGACUCAAAGAGUAUAGGAAUUGGUAAAAAUUUUCGUCAAGACCAUAUUGCCCUUGAUGGGAGUAACAAUAGCAUCAACGACAAUGAUAAGAAGAAUAGUGUUUAUUGUGAAGAUAUUAAUGGUUCAUCUUUAAAUAAACCAUUUAAUGGUAAUGUGCCGCAACAACGUGGAGGAUGUCCACCUCAACAUCAUAAUCAGCAGCAACAACAACAACAACAACAUCAUCAUCAUCAUUUCCAUAAUCAUAACCACAAUUACAAUCAUCAUGUUGUUGGUACUUCUCGCCGUUCUCAUCGACGACGUGGAUUUGGUGCCGCUGCAGUUGAGGCCAUUUGUAACCGUUCUUCAAUUGUAUAUAUUUCACCUCAACACAGCACGUUAUCUCCUUCACUUAAAAGCAUUAGACCAAAAAGGCACUCUUUCACCUCUGGUGAUCACGAGCAUCAUGUGGGUUUUCAGGUUCCACUUCCUCGCUCUAAAGCAGGUCGUUGGAAUUCUCAAGAUACAAUAACACCAUGUGAAACUACAGAGGUGAUGACAAAUCAUACUACAGAAGAAUGCGAUUUAGGAAAUAUUGCAACUUCAGCAGUAGGAACAACAGGAGAAGUGGAUAGUAAUUCUGGUACAUACCGCUUCUCUAGUAUAGCUCCUUUUUAUGACUGUGCGAUUCAGCAACUUAUUAUUGAAUGUGAAAUGAGAGUGGCUAAUUUAAGUGAAGAUGCACGUGAAAAUGCGAUGUAUCAGCAGAAUUUUCAAGAACUUCAGCGUCAACCACAACUUCCUCCUUCAAUAAGUACACGUUCCUUUGAUAUGCAACAUCCACCAUUGCCCAAUUCUCGAAUGUUUGCGAGUUCUCCAACCAUAUCAACUCCGAUGCACACUUUUCUUCUCCCACAGACACGUUCUUGUAGGGGUGAUAUAUCCCCGCAUCAUCAACAACAACAACAAAACCAACAACAACAAAAUAAUAAUAAUAAUAAUGGUGGAACAGAUAGGUGGAUGAAUGCACCUUCGAUGGUUGGAAAUUCUCGCUCUUCAGAGCCCCGCCCUGAUGUAUAUGGUAGUUUGUUUUCUCUUUUUUCUGAUGAACCGGUUGAAUUUGGAUCGACUGGUGCCCCUGGCACGACGUCUGCGAUGGUGCAUCAACUUUUAACUUCUAUUGGGGUUCAUGUUGCUUAUGGAGAUGCCGCUCCAAUGGUGUUGAUUGGAGCGCUUGUGUACAUGUCGCGCCUAACGCUGCAGUGUACCUCUGUUUUCGCUGGCGUAACGGCGACGAAUUGGUACCGACUCAUCACUACAGCCAUUUUAAUAGCCUCCAAGAUGUAUGUGGAUGGCAGUCGUCGGUGGAACGCCCGUAUAGCGCAAGCCGCUGGGAUUCCACUAGCGGAGAUGAAUCGUCUUGAAUUGGAUUUUCUCUUUCUCGCUGACUUUGAUCUUCUGGUGCGGGAGGAGGAGGUGGCGGCCUGGGCGGACUGGAUGGAGGCCGUCGCCCGGCGGCGGAGACUCAACACGCCCCUCCGCACAUUCAUCUUUGGGGAUUCCUACGGGCAUGGAUACCGAACCCCGCCGUCCACCGCCACAACUCCCCUCUCCUCCUGCGCAGGGGAGGAAGUGAUGUUGGCCCAACGCCCAUUCACACACGCACAUGGUAACAAUCAUGCAAACGGGAAUGUAAACAUCAAUACACUCUCUCCCGCUAAUGCACCAUCUACACCUAUAGCGUUUACGCCACUCGCCGCCAGGACUCCACUGUUGCGUACCACACACGUUUCCCCAGCGAAUGGAAGGACAGUACGCAGUUCUCAACGACUGUCCGCCUCAUUCGCACUUGAUAACACCGAGCGACAACAAUUAUAUUAUUCACAACAACAACAACAACGUAAUGUGUUCAUUUCAUUUUCGCAACCCCCACCAUCACCACUGCAGUUCUGCGAUACCCCUAAUAUGUUUCCACCAUCGCCGCUAUGUGCCCCCUUGUUUCCACGAAGAGGAGAACGAUUAUUUUCUGUUGUGCAUGCUCCACAGGAGCCUCUGACACCACCCAAUCUCCAACAGAUGUCAGAGAUGGUGGACACACCGCUAACACCACCAGAACAGCUGGAUAUGUCACCUGUGGAAUUCUUUAAAAAAUCAACACGUACAGAACGGAAUAGCAUUAGUAAUGGAGUAGUAAAUAAGUCCACCCUUGCAAGUGACACCGGUCAUAGCGUCGUUACUAAUGAUGUGGUGAACAAUGGUAAUAACUUCGACGACGACAUUUUUGACGAUCUUGAAGAAAGGGUAAAACCACCGCAUCGUGUCCUAAACAUCUUAUCACCACCUACUACUAACCCCGGACCACUACUACCUCCUGGCUUGGAGAAAUACCACCAAAUGAGCGACAAUAAUAAUAAUAAUAAUAAUAAUAAUAAUAAUAAUAAUGGUAACAAGAGCGAGGAGGAACCAACUGCUGCGAAGGCAGUGCAACCACAGGAUUGUAGUUGUCAUUCUAGGCGUAAUGAAGAUGCUGUUAGCAGUGCUAUUAAAAAUGAAUUAAAUUCGAUUCAUACAAAUAUUGGGGUACAACAAAAAAAAGGUGUAUCUAGUACUGUUAGUAAUACUUCAGAUUCCUCCGUAAUGAAAACAAAAGGAGCAGUAACACAUCCUGGAUGCGGCAAUGGCGGUGGGUGGAAGCAAGUGGCAACACAGGUGCGAGAGAUGUUUGGAGCAACACGCUCCUUUGUUUGUAGUUCACCUCUUAACUUGCUGAGAAUGGAUGACAGUGACAAUGAUGUUAAAAGAAAAAAUGGAAAGGGACACAAGGAAGUUUUGGGAAAUGAUUGCAGCAAUUUGCACGUUACCCAUAACGAUGAUGAUGAUGAUGAUAAUAUGGAUGAUGGCGAGUAUGGUGAUGAAAAUAAUGGGUUUAAGGACGACUUUGAGGAUGACUUUGAGGAUGACAUCGUUAUGCGCCGUCAUCUUCUGCCGACACACUCACCACCAGCGUAA
This is a messenger RNA of Trypanosoma theileri, 3600 nucleotides long. RefSeq names its product putative CYC2-like cyclin, putative,G1 cyclin CycE4. Gene Ontology annotation, biological process: regulation of cyclin-dependent protein serine/threonine kinase activity. The record is from RefSeq and is a predicted model, not a curated record. The transcript has a single exon. Gene Ontology annotation, molecular function: protein kinase binding. The coding region runs from base 1 to 3600 and encodes 1199 amino acids. Lineage: Eukaryota; Euglenozoa; Kinetoplastea; Trypanosomatida; Trypanosomatidae.